Molecule: messenger RNA, 2285 nt
Organism: Python bivittatus (Burmese python)
Lineage: Eukaryota; Metazoa; Chordata; Lepidosauria; Squamata; Pythonidae
Source: RefSeq, a predicted model, not a curated record
UCCAUAAACCUAAAUUACUGUAAAAAAGGGCCUAUUGUUCUCCUUGGGAGUGGUCUGGAUCCAGGUCAACAACUACUGUUAAGCAAAUUGGCUACAUUUUUGAAGGCUAGAGUAUGUACAGAAUUUAACAGCUCCGUGACACACGUUGUUGUUCCUGUAUAUCCUGUGCGAACUACUAUGAAGUGCAUGCUGGCAGUUUUAACUGGAAGUUGGAUCUUGACAUUUAUGUGGGUAGAGGCCAGCUUGAAGAGAGGCGCUUGGGAACAAGAAGAGAAAUAUGAAAUAGAUGGUGGUCCUCGGCAAGGCCGCUUGAACAAGGAACAGCUUUUGCCGAAACUUUUUGAUGGCUGCUACUUCUAUUUCCUGGGAAUAUUUAAAGAGCACAAGAAAGAUGACCUCAAAGAAUUGGUGAAAGUUGGAGGGGGACAGAUUCUCACGAGGAAGCCUAAAUCAGAUAAUGAUGUGACACAGACAAUCAAUACAGUAGCUUAUCAUGCUGAGAUUACUUCUGACCAGAGUUUCUGUACACAAUAUAUAAUCUAUGAUGCCUCUUCUAACUACAAACCACAGAAAGUUCGUCAAGGAAAAGUUUGGGAAGUACCUUCCAGCUGGCUUAUCAACUGUGUGAUGUCAUUUCGACUGUUACCUGUUCAGAAAUGAUUUUCCCAGCAUUGUGAUAACAUAAUUGUUUGGAUUUCAAUUCUACUGAAAUUUUAUUAAAAGAUACUGAAAUUACAUGCUGAAACAAGAAAUAGAUAUUUUUCUUUACUCCUUAGACUUAUUUGUGGAGAGGAAGGAUGUAUAAAAUUGAGUUACUCCUCAAAUCUUAAAACGUAUAUUUUAAAAAAUAAUAACUGAAGAUUCAGAUUCCCAAAAUUUAUUGUAUGUUGAUAUUAGGGAGGUUCCCCUUUUUUUUGGUCUGUGUUUCUGCAAACCACAUUAAUUAUUAUUGGAUAUUCUGAAAUUAUGCUCAUUCUACACUGAACUUCUAUGAAGUCCUCAGAAAGGUCAGUCAGGACCAUUCUGGUUAUCAAGAUCCUAAUAUGACCUUCAGCAUGCCAAAAUUAUUAAAGAGUUUUUUCCCUUUUUGUAUAUGGUGAAAUUAACAUUGUCAUUAAGUUUAUUUAAAGGGAUUACUUGGGUCUAUAAUCAUGAUUUCCACUGAGAGAGAUUCCAUUGAGAGAUAUGUGUUUCCAUUGAGAGAGAUUCAUUCACUUUUAGUGUUUUCUAUAUCACAAAUAAUAAAUCACAUUCUGAAGCAUUACCAUGUAAACUGCAUUUGUAUGUGUGUGUGAGAGAGAGAGAGCAAGUGCGAGCGCGCACAGGCAAUAUAACCAGUCCUCACGAUCAGUAGAGUCCUUUCAAUUAUAGGCCAGGGUUGAAUUGAAUCAAAUCGUUUCACAACUUAAAAAGAUAGGGAUCAGCUUUCUCAAAUGGUUUAGGCCAGGAAGUUAAUUUGCAAUCAUUCAAAUGUUAUUGAAGGGCAGGCUAAUGGAAGUUAGAGUUCAACUGCAUAUUGAAGACCAUAUUUGGUUGCUUUUCCCUGGUUUAAUUGGAGGGUUACAGUUCAUUGUAUCAGAAACAUUAUUUGACACUCUCUGGACAUUUAUGUCAUCUUACAAGGUGCAAGAAUCAAUAUAUUUGUAGAGAACCUGUGGCCUUACAAAUGUUGGAUUUUCCCCCAGCCCCAGGCAGUAUGGACAAUGCCUUGAAACAAUAGCAUUCUCUAAACACAAAUACAGGAGUAGAGAAAUACUGAACUUCUGCCUCAGGCAGAAGCAAUGGAGGAAAGCUGAUUCUUAUUCAAUCUCUGUUGUGUAUUUUUUUUUACUGUAUUGGGGCAUUGUGAAAUCACCUUUGGGAAUUCUAAAACUGUACCUCUCCAAUUAUGUAUCCUCAUAUAGCUGAAUAUACCACAUGAAUAAACUUUGCACAGUUUCUCCAUAAAGAAAGUCAUAAGUGUGCAGGCAUCCCUUAUUAUAUAUUAGAACAGGUUUUGAAUCUCUUCCUGUCUUGCAGCUGCCAGAAGAAUGUGCUGAAUUCUAUAGUGAUACACUAUGUUAUGAAAACAUACAUAUGUUCAGUAGUGAUUUUUUAAAAAAUGGCUUCAAAAUGGCUUCAGGCUUCAAAAACCAGAGUUUGUAAUAAAGGAAAUCCCUCAUAUACUGUACGUCAUGUAAAUUGUAAAGAGUUUGUCUGCACUAUGAUGGACUAGAGUGGAGGAGGGGCAUUUCUGCCUGUACAAUUACCAUGGGAGAUGAAUUUUGGGAAGAUAUGUCUGUCAA